AUGGAAUGUUUACAAUACCUUAUUCAUUGUAUACAUUCCAAUAUUAACGAUAUAAAACAAAUAUAUUUGCCUACAAGUAUAGCUGUAACAGCACUUUAUCUUCCAAUUUUUCUUCUUUCAAUAUUCAAUCAAUCAAUAACAAAACUUUCAAAAUGGAUUUUAACGAUUCCUAUUGUUAUUUAUUUACUAUUUAUUCCUAUGUAUCAACCAGUACGUUCAAUACCAUUAUUUAAUUCAUGUAUUGCAGGUAUUGCUAUUUAUUAUGUACAAAAAGUAUGUGAAUGGUUAUUAAUUCGACGUAAUGAAUUUCAUCAAUGGUCUUUUUUUGAUAUACAACAUGAAUUAUUUUAUUAUCGUGUUUAUACACAAUCUGUUAGUAUAAAAAAAUUAGAUAAAAAGAAAAAAAAAGAAAUAUUUUAUACUGGUCCUAUACAAUUUAAUAAACAUGCUCAAUCCUUAAUAGAUAUAUCUUGUAAUAUAAUAAAAUAUUAUGUCUUACUUGACUUUGUUAUUUAUUCAUUACAUGAAAUUUUCAGUACAGAUUUCUAUGAAAAAUAUUAUAAGAAAUAUCUAUUAGUACAAAUUAUUAUUAAUCAAUUAGGUGGAUGUGUUGUAUAUUUAUUUUUAAUGUUCAAUUAUGAGAUUGUUCGACAUACACUUUGUCUAUUACUUAAUCGACCACUUGAAUUGAUACCUGAUCUGUUCAAUAAACCAUAUCGGGCAAUAUCACCUAUAGAUUUUUGGUCAAGAUGGCAUCAAAUCUUUAAAAAUACGUGGAUUGAAUUGAUCUUCAAACCAAUAUCAACAUUGAUUUGUCAUCAUUGGCCAUAUUUACCAAAAUUUAUCAGUUAUGGUAUUUCAUCAAUGUGUGUUUUCUUAGUUUCCGGUAUUAUGCAUGAAUAUACUGUUUAUAUAACAUUGAAUAAAUUCUCUGGUGAUCAAAUAAAAUUUUUUCUUCUUCAAGGUUUAGCUGUUCUUAUUGAAUCUGCAUUUAAACAACAAUUUCCACAGUUUUACAUUUCAAAACCAAUUGGUUGUGUCUUAACAUUUAUAUUUAAUGGUAUAACAGCUGGUUAUUUUAUACAACCUUGGAUACCAUUUUUUUGUGAUAAAAAAAUAUUAAAAUAUUCAUUUAUUAAUUUUGUUAUACGAAAUUUAUUUUAUAGAUAUUGA
This is a messenger RNA of Adineta steineri, 1173 nucleotides long. Lineage: Eukaryota; Metazoa; Rotifera; Eurotatoria; Adinetida; Adinetidae. The record is from the annotation of a GenBank genome assembly.